Messenger RNA from Mugil cephalus (flathead mullet), 1161 nucleotides. RefSeq names its product actinodin3 (gene and3). The transcript has 5 exons. NCBI's taxonomy places the organism in Eukaryota, Metazoa, Chordata, Actinopteri, Mugiliformes, Mugilidae. Bases 32 to 949 code for a protein of 305 amino acids. The record is from RefSeq and is a predicted model, not a curated record.
AGACACAACGACAGGUGAGCAGACAUCAAGGAUGAUCUCACAAGUGUCCCUGUUGAGGGCGCUUUGCUACCUGCUGUUAUUGCCAGGUUUGCUAGACGCAACACCCCUGGUGAAAGUUAAGAAUCCUGGAGAAAAUUCCUUCAGCAUUGACUCCGCUCACGCGCACGAUUUCUUGUCUAAUUCUCGACCAAAGAGGAACAUUGACCCCAAGUGGUACAGAGGCAACCCUGACUUUCAGUCCUACUACCGCUUCUACAACAGCAUUGGACACGUCGAAGGACUCUAUGAGAUCGACAGGAUCAGGAUGCUCUACCAGCAGAUGCGACACUUGGAGCUGACUUACGGCCCUGAUGCGUCCAGUUACCAAAAUGUCAUGGGUGUGCUGACCACCACCGCAGCACCAACUACUACCACCCAGCCCCCUCUGCCUCCCACCACCCCUGCUCCCACACCAGACCCCCUGGCGAACGCCCCAAAGACCUAUCUGUGCAACCCCAAGGACCCGCUGUGCAAACCUCAAAUUGUCUACCUGCCAACGGGGGCCGUUCCUGUGCUGUGUGACCCAAGGUCCAACCCCGCCUGCAGGCCCAAAACAGAGGAGGAGAUAGAAGCCGCCGCUCCGCCCAAACCACCUGCGGCCGCUCCUGCCCCAGAAAAGGCAGAGCCACCCCCGCCUGCCAUCACCGUCAAACAGAUGGAGUACGACUGCGACCCGUACUGGGAUCCCGACUGCCUCAUCGACCACCCUCCCCGUCCUGUUCAAGAAACAACAGCAGCAGAGGCUCCUGCAGAAGCGAAAGCUGAAGAGGAAGUGGCGAAGGCUGAGGAGAGUGUCACUGCAGCACCAGCUGAUCCGAAAUCCCUCUACCCGUACUUUGACCCAUAUGAUUUCAAGCGUGACCUUUACGACCCCCUUCGUUACGCUGACCCGGCCCCCGAAUCUGAGUAGGAACGAAGUGCUUAAGCCUUACAUGCAGAAUUAAAUGGGAAAACCAAACCAAAGCAAGACUGGUGCAGUAAAGUCGAAUGAUUGCAGGAGCUUUCAUGUGCACUGUUUUUGCAAAUGACUAACCACACUGUGCUUUUACUGUACUAUAGCAAGUGUGAAAGAGGAGUGCCAAAUAAACUUUUAUACGUGCUAUAAACUAUAAAAAAAAGAAU